This is a messenger RNA of Cottoperca gobio, 4220 nucleotides long. RefSeq names its product probable G-protein coupled receptor 83. The transcript is spliced from 4 exons. The record is from RefSeq and is a predicted model, not a curated record. Gene Ontology annotation, cellular component: plasma membrane. Gene Ontology annotation, biological process: neuropeptide signaling pathway. The coding region runs from base 214 to 1623 and encodes 469 amino acids. Gene Ontology annotation, molecular function: neuropeptide Y receptor activity. Lineage: Eukaryota; Metazoa; Chordata; Actinopteri; Perciformes; Bovichtidae.
UCAACAUCUCCAAAGUGACACAAGGGAAUGCAGCAAAUGUGCAGUUUGUAGAUAAUAAUAAUAAUAAUAAGAAGAAGAAGAAGAAGAAGAAGAAGAAGAAGAAGAAGAAGACGAAGAAGAAGAAGAGAAGAAGAAGAAGAAGAAGAAGAAGAGAAGAAGAAGAAGAAGAAGAAGAAGAAGAAGAAGAAGAAGAAGAAGAAACAUAUUGUUAAAAUGAGAGCUGUGUGUAUAUGGUUAUGUGUGGUGUUUUGGAUGGGCAGCCCUGACAGAGCAGCAGCAGCAGUGGGACACAGACUCAACGACUCCUCACUUCUGGAAGAGGGGACAUUUUCUUACCCGGGUCACUUACUUAACGUUUCGGGGCAAUUGGAUAACCGGACGUCUAGAUUAUUCCUCCUGGACAUCGACGAGGGGAUGCUGGAGGACUGGCGCUCUCUGGCCAGCAGGAAGCGCCGCGGCGGGGAGUCGCAGGACGGGAGAAUCAAGGCGCUGCUGGUGGCCGCAUACUCUCUGAUCAUUGUGAUCUCUCUGUUCGGGAACACUCUCGUGUGCCAUGUGGUGGUGAAAAACAAGCGCACCCUGUCCGCUACCAGCUUGUUUAUUAUGAACCUCGCUGUGGCUGAUAUCUUCAUCACUGUCCUAAAUACGCCCUUCACCCUGGUCCGGUUCGUGAACAGCACCUGGGUGUUUGGAAGGACAAUGUGUCACAUCAGUCGCUUUGUACAGUACUGCUCCCUACACGUCUCCACGCUCACACUCACCGCCAUCGCACUGGACCGUCGGCAGGUGAUUUUGCACCCUUUGAGACCUCGCAUGUCCCCGGCACAAGGCGGUGUUUGGAUCGCUGUUAUGUGGAUAAUGGCCAGCUGCUUCUCCCUCCCUCAUGCGAUCUACCAAAAACUCCUGACUUUUACAUACAGUAAGGAGAAGGAGCGCAGCCUGUGUGUCCCAGACUUUCCAGAGCCAUCAGAGGUCUACUGGCAGUAUAUUGACCUCCUGACCUUCAUAUUGCUUUACAUGCUACCACUCCUCAUCAUCACCACUUCCUACACCACAGUGGCCUGUCGCCUGUGGCGCCACAACGCCAUCGGUGACACCACAACAGCUCAGCAUGCUGCCCAGAGAAGAAAGCGGCGGCGGACGCUGGCCAUGUUGCUCCUGGUGGUCGGGGUGUUUGCCGUCUGCUGGUUCCCACUUAACUGCUAUGUGGUGCUGCUCUCCAGCCAGGCCAUCCAAUCCUCUAACGCCCUGUACUUCUGCUUUCACUGGCUGGCUAUGAGCUCCACCUGCUACAACCCUUUCAUCUACUGCUGUCUGAAUCCUACCUUCCGCCAGGAGCUGAGGCUCCUCUUCAACAUGUGCAGGAGGAAACGGCGGGCGGUGGUCGGGUUGGAACCAGCGCUCCGCCCGGUAGCUGCUCCUUGUCACAGGACUGCCUGGCCCGACAACCACCAGUCCUCGAGACCCGGGUGUGACCCGGGCCAUGCCUCCUCCCAGCAGAGUCAACCCUCCUCCAGUCAGUCCCACAACCUUAAAGAUACACAUGUGCUCUUCACCGCCAGGCAGGUCCACAUAGGAAGAACUGACAUCCUCUCUGUGGAGCCCAUCGUGGUUGUGAGCUGACUGGAAACAACUGCCACAAUGUGAUGGGAUUGUGGUGUUUGACAUUCUUAAUCCUAUUUUAGGAUUCAUCUCGUUCCAAAGAGGACAGGAAAACUGAAAAUCUCAGAGAUGUAUAGCUGGGCCUACACAGGAUUUUAAUGUAAGAUGACACGACUUUUCUGAAGGCUUUAAAUUGAAGGCUUUAAAUUGAAGGCUUUAAAUUGAAGAUGUAUUGUGUUUGUCAAUCAUGUUGUCACCACACAGGUUUCACUCAAUUUAUUCCUCAGCCCUUUAAAAAACUAGCACAAUCUUUUACACAAGGAUGCUUGUCUGUGAAGAUUCUUGGAAACAGCAGCUACUAAGCAAUCUCACCACAAGGUCCAGUUGGUAGAUGUUCUGGAGCUUUUGACCAUUUUUUAGAUAUAGUAUUUAUACGGUUGCAGCAUUGACAUUAUAAUGAUACAUCUGAUAUACAUGCAAAGGAUGUAAUGUGAUGCUAACUGGGCUCCUUCACAUACAUACAACUCCUUUUACUGCAAUUUCCUUAACAUUAUAUUCUUAUACAAGAAGAGACUCAACUGUCCAACAUGUCUUGUGAAAUAUAAGACAUUGAUAUUGAUGUUCUGAUGUAGCUGUCAGGUCUGUCUCUGUCUUUCCUUUCAGCAGCCUUCACUGGCGGGAUAGAAACGAUGUUUGUCAUCUCCCAAAAUCUGAAAUUGUGAAAAAAAUGUAUCACUCAAAUGUGACAGGAUCUGCUUUUAAAAUAUGUUUGCCUUAACUAUUUUUGUUUGCUAUUCUGCUUACAAAAACAGAAUCUUCAGUGAGCAUGCUGAGAAUAAAAUAUUGUACACGUUUAUUUUCAGGCCACUUCAAAUCCAACCAGCUUUUCUUCCUUUUUUAUAUUUCUCAUUCAUUCACAUUCAGCCAGGGGGGUUAUAAAGUUUGCACAGGGAGAGAAAACUCACAAACAAAAUGUUACAGCAGUCUACCUGACCUCACAGUAUAACUUUGCACCAUAGCCAGUAUGGUCUCUUAGCUACUAUAAAAGAACCUUUUCGCUAUGGGACUUUGGACCGUCUGAAAGGAAAAAGUUGAUAAUCGUGAGAGAAAUGGAGAGACAGCCUGCCGCUAAAUUCUGAGUUCUCACAAUGUGACUGCUGCAACGACCAAAGCCUACAAAUCGCCUGAAGAUGCAGAAUAAAUAUGGUUCACUUUGUUAAAGGCUUGCUAAAAGCAAAGCUUGCAGGUGCAUUGCACUGUGCAUUUUGUGAUUGAACAUCAGAGCGUGCUUGCAGUUCAUUUAACGUUGCUUAAGUGGACAAGGUGAUUUCAGGAAAGCAGGAAGAUUUUCCAGUUCAGUUGUUUUUCACCUCAUACUACUACUAAUAAGAUGCGCUGUAUUGUUGUACCUACUUAAAGUAAAAAGAAAUAGUAUGUGAUUUGGAACGCAGCCCCUGGUUCCACACAUCUAUGCUAUUCAUAAUCUGUUUCCUCUGGUGCAACAACAACUUUGGUCCAUGUUUAGCAAAUGAAAAACUUAGUAAGCACAGUUGGCAACCCCUCCAGAUUUCCCCUCAACCCGUGUCUCGUGCUCUCAUUGGAUGUAGCUCUCUAGUCUCACUAUUGUUGGGAACUGGAAAUACUUUAAGUGAGUGGAAAAUCAACCAUUGUUACACUUUUCACUUUUUUCAUGUCUUCACAGGCCUGAUUCACGCUGACACCCUUUGAUUAGUGUGAAUUGCAAAGUGGAAUAAAUUUAAAAAAAAACGUGCAGAAAUUGAAUUGAAAAAAACACCCUUUUGAAAACCGUCGUUAAAUGUGUGAGAAUAUUAAAUCCAAUGAAAUUUUUUUAUACUGCAUUGCUGCGUGGCUUUCAGAACACCUGGAGUAAAAGAGAACUAAAGCAUUGCUGAGAAGAACAUGCACAUUUUUUAUCAAAAAUCAUAAUGGUUCAUUAAAAACAGUGUCUUUAUGCUCAUUUAGUGCAUUCAUUGUAGCAGAACAACAUUGAAAAGUAAAAAGUAAAGUAAAGUAACGUUAAACAACACAGAUGUUUUGGUCUUAUGACUAUCACAGUUGAAAAUAAAUCAUUUUGUGGUUGAAAAAUAUGUGUUAUAUAUUUCCAGUUUUUAAGGGUUUGUCAUUACUGUGUACCAGCUUUGUAAAAAUAAAAUGGAAUAGGAGACUUCAGUCUUUCUCUCAGGCUUUUCACAAUCCUGCCUAAAAUGCACAGCUAAAAACAUGAAUGGCAGUGUAAGAUGCUGAAAAUAUAUUGUUGUGCUGUGUUUCUUGUAAAAACAAAAAAAGUCUAUGUCUAAGAAAGUGAGAACAGUAAAAUGUGUGUACAUGUGCACAGUUAUGUAAAACAAAAACAUUUUCUCUUUGAUUAAUGAAUCAGUAGUUUUAUUUUUGGUUUGUUGGUUGGCUUAUGGUCAACAGAGGAAAUGAUCAAUAUGGCAAAAUAAAUUAUUUGCAACUUUAUGUCUCCUCCUGUAGUUUUACAGAGUGAAUUGUUAUAUGUGAGUAACAUUAUGUGUUUUUAUAUGUCUGUCUUUGUCUUUAAGUGUCUGCUCUUUGUCUUUGUAAAUGUUUGACACUGUCAUGACUGGAUUUGUGUU